Molecule: messenger RNA, 450 nt
Organism: Ustilago hordei
Lineage: Eukaryota; Fungi; Basidiomycota; Ustilaginomycetes; Ustilaginales; Ustilaginaceae
Exons: 1
Coding region: 1-450 (149 amino acids)
Molecular function (GO): nucleic acid binding
Source: RefSeq, a predicted model, not a curated record
AUGACUGUUGAGGAUUGGAAAAAGGUUGUAUGGUUGGACAAGACAAAGAUCAACUUUUUUGGACCAGAUGGUAAGCAGUUCUGUUGGGUUAAGAACACUGACUUCAACAGUAAGCUUGUCAGGCCUACAGCCAAGUUUGGCAGCAGCUCCAUCAUUAUCUGGGGCUGUAUGAUGUGGGAAGGGGUGGGAGGUAUGCACUUGGUGCUGGGUAUAAUGGAUUCAGACCAGUACAUCAAGAACCUGAAUGACAAGCUUGUCAAAACAAUCUUGGAUUUGCACCUCCAGCAUGGAUAUACUGAUAUCAUUUUUCAGCAAGACAAUGACCCUAAACACAUGUCCAAGAAGACUACAAAGUGGUUGACAAGCAAUAACAUCAAGGUUAUGGAAUGGCCAGCACAGUUGCCUGACUUAAACCCAAUUGAACACCUCUGGCAGCAUCUCAAAAUGUGA